Messenger RNA from Sinocyclocheilus anshuiensis, 1574 nucleotides. RefSeq names its product protein ABHD16A-like. Gene Ontology annotation, molecular function: monoacylglycerol lipase activity; glycerophospholipase activity. Gene Ontology annotation, biological process: monoacylglycerol catabolic process; phosphatidylserine catabolic process. The record is from RefSeq and is a predicted model, not a curated record. The coding region runs from base 84 to 1574 and encodes 496 amino acids. Gene Ontology annotation, cellular component: endomembrane system. The transcript is spliced from 18 exons. NCBI's taxonomy places the organism in Eukaryota, Metazoa, Chordata, Actinopteri, Cypriniformes, Cyprinidae.
UUUAGUGGUUUUCUUUUUCGCAUUCGCUGCUGUAGUACCUGAGUGAUCAUCACAGGCCGCCGUAGUUCCUGACCGAGGUGAGAAUGGCCGGCUGGAUGUUGCUCCGGUGUCUUUUCGGGCCCAAUCUACAGCGGAUCCACCGCUCACCGGACCAGACACGUACUGACGGCAGAACACCCCGCAGGGGCUGGAAUUAUCAGCCCAGAGGUUUGGAGAGGCACACAGAUAGCAUCCUCGGAUGGGCCUCAGUGCUGUGGUCUCUGUCCUACUACAGUUCUCCAUUGCUCCUCUGUUAUCUCUACAGGAAAGGGUACAUCUGCAGCAGUAAGCUGGCUCCUCUCAGUCAGUAUGUUGGCACAGCGCUGGUCUGUCUGCUAGGAGUGGCCUAUCUGAGAGGUUGGGGACGCUGGAGAAACCCAGAGUACCUUGAGUUCAUCACCAUACUGGAGGAAACCAGGAGGAACAACACGCCUAGCAACAAGAAAAAACGUGCAUGCUUUGACUUCGACUUCAAACACUGGCCUGUAGAUUUCAGCUGGAAAGAAGUUAGUAGUCUGAAGCUGUCUAAAGGUGGCGUGUCCCUGCUGAGGCCGGAGCCGAAACACAGAGGAGCAGCAGACAGUGUGCUAAAUUCAGUUCGCACACUACCAUGCCACAUCUUAAGUUAUCUGAUAGUGCACUCAUUCGGACGGAGGAUGCUGUAUCCGGGCUCAGUGGGUCUGUUGCAGAAGGCCAUGAGACCCAUGUUACAGCAGGGCCAGGCCAGACUUGUAGAAGAGUUUGACGGUCAGCGGAACAAACUGGUGGCUUGUGAUGGGAAUGAGAUUGACACCAUGUUUGUCGACCGGAGGAAAGAUGGGGGGCAAGCUGGAAAAACUCUGGUGAUCUGCUGUGAAGGAAACGCAGGAUUCUAUGAGGUUGGCUGCAUGAACACGCCACUAGAAGGUGGAUAUUCAGUGUUGGGCUGGAAUCACCCAGGGUUUGGUGGCAGUACAGGAGUUCCAUUUCCUCAAAACGAGGCCAAUGCGAUGGACGUCAUCAUUCAGUUUGCUGUGCACAAACUGGGCUUCCAGUUGAGUGACAUUAUUGUGUACGCUUGGUCAAUAGGGGGCUUUACAGCGAGUUGGGCUGUGAUGUCAUACCCAGAGAUCCGAGCUCUGGUUCUAGAUGCCUCAUUUGAUGACCUUUUACCACUUGCACUAAAGGUCAUGCCUGACAGCUGGAGACCCUUGGUCACCCAUACAGUGAGGCAGUACAUGAACCUGAAUAAUGCUGAACAGCUCUGCAGGUACCAGGGACCAGUGUUAUUGAUCAGAAGAACCAAAGAUGAAAUCAUCACUACCACGGGUCCAGAGGAUAUCAUGUCUAACAGAGGGAAUGACCUUUUGCUCAAACUACUCCAGUACAGGUAUCCUAAAGUCAUGACAGAGGAUGCUAUCAGGGCAGUCAGGCAGUGGCUCGCAGCAGGGACACAGACUGAAGAAGAAUCUGUGUACACGGGCUAUGAGGUGGAUGAUGAUUGGUGCUUGUCUGUGCUGCAGUCCUAUCAGAAUGUUUAUAGGUCAUUAAUCUAA